Actinia tenebrosa (Australian red waratah sea anemone) is the source of this 2190-nucleotide messenger RNA. RefSeq lists its product as uncharacterized. Gene Ontology annotation, molecular function: scavenger receptor activity. Gene Ontology annotation, cellular component: membrane; cytoplasm. The record is from RefSeq and is a predicted model, not a curated record. Lineage: Eukaryota; Metazoa; Cnidaria; Anthozoa; Actiniaria; Actiniidae.
UAAGAAUGGUGAAGGUAGGGUUUGUGACAGCUCACUACACCUCGCUUACCACCAGAGACUUUACACCACAAACAUCUCUUCAAGAUGGGCUGUCGAAAUAAAAAGAGAACAAGUAUAAUGCUUAUAAUAUCUGGGAUUGUUCUCAUUGCGGUGGGAAUCAUAACUGCAAGAUUAAUAGUCAAAUCGAUUAAAACGAAAGUGGAUGAACGAAUUUGUGUCGCGAGUAAAGACGACGAGAAUUAUGAAAAUUGGGCCAAACCAACUACGCUUCAGACUUCUGUGUACUUCUGGCACAUUAAGAACAAACAAGGAUUCUUAUACAGCAGAGAAACUCCUCAGCUCGAAGAACGAGGCCCGUACGUCUACAGGACAACCAGUGAAAAAAUCAAAAUAGAUUUCGAAAAACAAGGUCAAGUUUCUUACAAAACGUUCACAAAGCAAGCGUUCGAUGCAGAAGCAACGAAAGAAAAAUGUCCAGAAUGCAAAGAGAACGACAACGUUACAGUGCUAAACCUUGCCUACCUGGGCCUAAUGCACCAAUUCGAAGGGGAUUCAAAGUUCAGUACGUUCAUGAUUCCGCACGUCGUUCAGGGAUACAUGACCCAACUAGAACUAACACUUGGUAGCCGACAAGCAAGCUUGUCAUACCUUGGAAACGUACCAAAUACAAGCAACCCCCAGUUAGCUUUCCCAGUGUUUGGCCAGUGGUUACGUUCAAUUUCUCUUAAGACUCUACUAGUAGAUGACAGACGGGGAGGAAAGAGUUAUAAUUCUUCAGAAAUGGCGGGACUUUACAAUGUACUUGUGAACGCUACCCUGGUUUUACCUCCUUYGACAUUUAAUGCUUCUGCAGCGAAUUACACAGCUCAAGGGAACGGUUUGUUGUCGUAUCUGGGAUACUACGUGAAAGUGAAAACAAGUGCACAAAAUCAGGCAAAUAUAACCAAAACAAUGAUGGAACUUGAGGCAGAGCAAGUGAGGUUGCGAAUAGACGAACUAUUAUGUCCAAACUCUUUCUCGUGCUUCAAGGUCAAAGAUAUCGAAACAGCUCAAGCCUUACUGUGGUUUAUCACUACACACGUACCAUCCUGCGCUAUGGCGUCCUUAGAUAGCUAUAACUAUGGCAUUCUUGUAACCAGAACACAGAAAGAGUUGGCCCUUGGUUAUGUCAUGGACAAGCUUAAACUCCCCCCAAUGUUUCCAAAUGGUAUACCUGUUGCUGGGAGUUUGACGAAUCAUGUCAACAUCGACGAUGCGAGCGCAAAUGCAAAGAAAAAAUCAAUGUAUACUUGUAGCACAGAAAACGUGGACCUCGCUCAUACUUAUGCAGCAUACGACGACAAAACUCAAGUACCUUCCAAUAUUUAUCCCAAUGUUCCACCAUCGCAGUCCAAGAUAGCCGGCAGUUACGACGCGCAGUUUUCCACGGUUCCACAACUCUCUCCGUGUUCUGAUAGGUACCCACCAACAAAAAACCACUACGAUGUAUUCUUUGCAACAAUGUAUCACCGCUUCAGGAUCACUUACGACAAGCUGGUGAUCCAGCAUGGGGUUGAUAUGCACCGUUUUCUGUUAGAUCAAGAAAAUUUGAAGCAAAACAAUUAUUCUAUCUUUACGGACGGCAUCAUUGAUUUACGUAAUUUGAAAGGGUUUCCAGUAUCUACGAGUCUGGCUGGAUUUUUGUACGGCGACACGAAGCUCUACCAACAGCUGGGCAUGAACAAACCCACUUUCGAAAAAUAUGGAAGUUUUGUUGACAUCGAACCAAUCACUGGCUGGCCCAUGAACCUAAAAUUUCGGUUCCAAGUCAACUCAGUCAUAACAAAAGGCGUGAUCAGCUCACCAAGGCUUGUACCGUUAAACAUAACCUUCUAUGAUAUGGAAGAGAAGAAGUUAACCAAGUAUUUCCCUAUCUAUUGGGCAGAGCAAGGAAGGACUCUUACAGAAGCAGAUGCAAUAGCGCUAGAUGAUAAGCUCGUGAACAUAAUCCGCGUCGCCUGCAGCGUUACCAUAGUAGUGCCAAUCAUCGGCGGGCUUAGUCUAGUGGCUGGAUUCAUCCUUGCUAUUUUAGCUUAUAAAAAAGGAUCUCGAGAGUCCAAUGCUGUAAGCAGUAUUGACAACAGUUAAUCUAUGUUCUUCAAGAUCAUGUGACAAUUUUCCCGCCAUUAACUGAUUAAUUGUCAAAUUAAA